GCCCAGAGGCAUGGUGACUCUAAAUCCAGCCAAGCUGAUGAUGAAGAUUAACCCUCACAGUUGGGCAGGUGACACAGUUCAGAUGGUCGAGGGCUGUUGCCUCGUAUGUAUAAUGCCUUGGGUCCCAUUCCUUAUCACUGCAAAAAACAAAGCAAAGGGAACCUAUUCCCAAACCCCCGAGUUGCUGUGUCUGGAGUUACACCUGUUUGCUUGCUGCCUUACCUUGAGAGAGGCCACGAGCACACAGGGUGGUAGGCAGUUCCUACCCCCAGAGCAGUCUCUAAUACUAGGAGAACUUUUGAUUGGCUCAGCCACGCAUCACUUAUCUAAUCAGCUGUGGCCAGGAGGCAGCUGGCUUUGUCCUGUCACUGAGGCAAAUCAAGACUUUCUGAGGGGCUCCAAUGCUGAGUCAUCCCAAAGGCCUACUUUGCAGGGGUGGCCCCAAAUGUAGAAUGGUUACUAUGGCCGCUCCUAAGCAUCCAGAAGGGACGCUGGCCGUGAGGCUCCAGGGCAUACCACAUUCAUACUCAGCUCAUGAGUUGAGAGCACCAAGUCUCGAAACUCUCACUACUUCAAGUCCUGGUCCUGCAUCCCACAGCCCCAGAUGCAUUUUAGACUGAUGCUCUGGACUGUACAAGUCCCCACCUCCUGGGAACUAUCUUUCGGUCCUUACAGCUAACCAGGUCUCCCAGGUCCUGCUUCAGCGCUGUCCCCUCCCCCCAUGCCCUCCCUCCUCCUGGGGAACCACCUUUGCCUAAAACGGGCAUGGCCAUUCCCUCCAGGAGUGUUGGGAGCAUUGGGUGGCGGUGACUGAGGAAAACAGGUGAUGAGGAAAUCAGUCCUUCGGCGUGGCUUUCCUGAUUGCCCAUGCCUCUAGUCCGCUUCCUACUCUGGAGCCCCUCCCAGAGCCGACCUCUGCACUCCAUAGCCCGGAUGUAGCAAGAGAAACGAGAUGCUUUUGGAGCCUGUUCAGCUGCGUGAGCCUUCCAGGGUAGAGUCAUCGCGCGCCUGGGACCAAAUACUCAGCAGUUGCUUGUGACUCAGAUCCAGUUCCUUUGCUGGCUUGCGAGACCAGGCUAUUACUCUGCAAACAGGAGCAGAAGUGUCUUCUUUCAUCCGAUCGCCUCUUUGCCUGGCCAGGAGCCACUGGCUCGUAGGCGCCCCACUUCGCGCUGCGAGAGACGUGGAUUUGAGACCCCCUACGCGCCAGAGCCCAGCUCGCGCGCGUAAAUGACGGACAGCGCAUGUGCUAUGCCGCACGUCAGCGCGCCAGUGGUCAGGAGUCCAAACCAUUCCUGCCCACCCCCACCCCCGGCCGCUCCCUUUCUCGUUUGCUCAAUCCAAAGGUACGGCAGAGGUCCGGCGUGACGCAUGCGCGUCUUGGUGCACACUAGCGCGCAUGCUCUGGAGUGUGCACAUUUUUCCCCCCCUCCGAGAACUGCGCUUGAUGGUACGGCCUGGGCGGGGCGAGGCAGAAGCCGCGAAAUCCGCGCGAAAUCCGUGCGAAAUCCGCGGGAACUAGCUUUUUGGCGCCAUGGCGCAAAGUCGUGUUACCGAUUUCUACGCGCGCCGUCGCCCGAGCCUUACUGCUCCGCGGGCCAAGUCGGCCUGUCUCACCCCGAGCCCCAGUGGGCUUGUGACCCCCGAGUUCACCCGGAGCAGCAGCCGCAAGCGUGCCCGUCCCGCCACCGAACCCAGGAGCGACCAGCCCGCACCGCCGGCGCGCCGGAGGCUGCGGCUUCCUGGACAGGACUCCUGCUCCAGUUCCCCAGCUGAUCCCAGCUCUCCAGCUGACCCUGGCUCCCCAGUAAGCCCAUCUCCUGUCAAGAGAAUAAAGAUCGCCACUGUUUCAGAAGGUCCAGGCCUUUCUGCCACAGCCCAAAAGCAGGACAAGGUCUCCUCAGAGGAUUCUAUCUCUGAGCUCCAGUCCUGUCUGAGGCGGGCCCGUAAGUUGGGAGCCAGGGUUCGGGCCCUGAGGGCCAAAGUCCAGGAGAAUGCUGUGGAGUCUUGUACGCCAGAUGCCAAGGUGCCCACAGAGCAACCAUGUGUCGAGAAAGUCCCUGCCUACCAGCGCUUCCAUGCCCUGGCCCAGCCUGGUCCCCCUGGCCUUAUCCUGCCCUACAAGUAUCAAGUGCUGGCCGAGAUGUUCCGUAGCAUGGACACCAUCGUGAGCAUGCUUCACAAUCGAGCUGAGACUGUGACCUUCGCUAAAGUCAAGCAAGGUGUCCAGGACAUGAUGCGCAAGCGCUUUGAAGAGCGCAAUGUGGGCCAGAUCAAAACCGUGUACCCCACAUCAUAUUGCUUCCGCCAGGAAUGCAAUGUCCCCACGUUCAAGGACAGCAUCAAGAGAUCUGAUUACCAACUCACCAUAGAGCCCUUGCUGGACCGGGAGGCUGGUGGUGGUGCCACGCAGCUCACAGCCACGUGCCUCCUGCAGCGCAGGCACAUCUUCCGACAGAACCUGGUGGAGCGAGUCAAGCAGCAUCACAAAGCUUUCCUUGCUGCACUGAACCCCCCCAUGACCGUGCCUGAAGACCAGCUGACCCGCUGGCACCCCCGCUUCAAUGUGGAUGAAGUGCCUGACAUUGAACCAGCCGAACUGCCCCAGCCUCCCGUCAGGGAGAAGCUCACCACCGCCCAGGAGGUGUUGUCCCGAGCCCGCAGCUUGAUGUCACCCAAGAUGGAGAAGGCCUUGAGUAACCUGGUCCUGCGCUCAGCCGAGCCUAGUAGCUCUGGGUCGUCCUCUAGUCCAGCACUCCCAGCCACUCCACCAGCCACCCCCCCAGCUGCCUCUCCCAGUGCCCUGAAGGGUGUGUCCCAGGCCUUGCUGGAGCGGAUAAGGGCCAAGGAGGUCCAGAAGCAGCUGGCACAGAUGACCCGGUGCCCGGAACAGGAGCUCCGGCUGCGGCGGUUAGAGCGCUUGCCAGAGCUGGCCCGUGUGUUGCGUGGUGUCUUUGUGUCUGAGCGCAAGCCAGCGCUCACUAUGGAGGUGGUCUGCGCAAGGAUGGUGGAGAGCUGCCGAGCAGCCCUGAGCCCGGGGGAGAUGGAGAAGCACGUGCUGCUCCUGUCUGAGUUGCUGCCAGACUGGCUCAGCCUGCAUCGCGUCCGGACUGACACCUACAUCAAGCUGGACAAAGCCGCUGACCUAGCCGGCCUCACCGCCAGGCUGACCCACCAGGUCCACACUGAGGGGCUGUGACCGAGUUCUUCGCCGGCUGGUCUGUUCCCUUUAUCGGUACAGCACGCACGCGCUUCCCUCUCCGUGACACAGCCUGCUGCCAGUAUGGGCAGCCAUUGUGCCCAUGGGUCUCACGAAGUGUUGGUGUUAAAUUGGUUCCCGAGGCUUUGGUACCCCAGGCCCAGCACUUGUGUGAGUGAGUGUUGGGGAAGUAGACUGGGGGAGCAGGGUAUGUUGGAUGUCCAUCCCACGAACUACUCGUCUCGUCAAGGUCCAGAGGGAAGCCCUAGGCUAGCCUCGCCUGCUCCUCCGUGCUGGCGAUAGCUGUCUUGCUUAGAGCCUUAAGACGCACACAGAGAACUUGGACUUCUGGCUACAUUUCACCAGGACAGUGAGUUCUGAAUGGCAGAGUGGAAUUGGGCCUUCUGUAUAUAAUAAAAUCGUGUAAAUAAAAGUACUGCCGAGACGAAACCAAACAGGUCAUCAUAAAAUCCCUUUAAACAUUG
Messenger RNA from Peromyscus leucopus (white-footed mouse), 3684 nucleotides. It is a transcript of the gene Cdt1, whose product is annotated as chromatin licensing and DNA replication factor 1. Gene Ontology annotation, biological process: DNA replication checkpoint signaling; mitotic cell cycle; DNA replication preinitiation complex assembly. NCBI's taxonomy places the organism in Eukaryota, Metazoa, Chordata, Mammalia, Rodentia, Cricetidae. Bases 1535 to 3199 code for a protein of 554 amino acids. The record is from RefSeq and is a predicted model, not a curated record. Gene Ontology annotation, cellular component: nucleus. Gene Ontology annotation, molecular function: DNA polymerase binding; DNA binding. The transcript is spliced from 10 exons.